AAAAGAAGGGGAAGGUAUAUUGAAGCAAAAGAUGGAUCCGCCCGCGACUCCCGAGUCUGGACUCUUCCACCCGGCAAGGGAUUCGAUGCAGGUGCACUCCGAGACUCCUAGUGGCUGUAAGGGUUUCCUCCUUUUGUUUGAUUUAGGAGCGCCAUACCCUAGUUUAUCUUACCAGGCGUUACUCAUACGGCCUAAAUAAUUCCCUUAUAUUUUUUUAAUUUUUGGUCUUUACUUUCUCACGGCACUUUCUGGCUUGGGAUUUGGCUGAGAUUCAAGACUUUCUAGAUACUUCUUCGAACGAGGAUCACUUCUCCGAUGCACCAGAGGGUCCCGAUGCCGCUGCCGGAGGAGAUAAUACCAAGUUUCUAGUGGCAUCACCACAGUUCCUGCCGUCAUUGUCUUCGAUACCGCUGGUGCUUGUGGAGAAGAUUGAUGAAAGGCCGAGUCACGGGGAAGUGCCUGGUACGGAAGCAUUUGAGAAACGAACGGCGGAUGCGAGCCCAGACGUGAUACGUAUUCAACAACCGCCAGAUCUACUAGUUGCCGCUCCCGGGGUCGGUGAUCCUAAGGGCAAGGAGCAAGAAGUGGAAGAAGAAAGAAAGUCAGGGGCAGAAACACCAAGAUCCAAAGUCCCCAUUACCAUGGUCGAACGAGUCGAUUCCACCCCCGCUCACGGGGAAAUCCUAGGAACAGAAGCGUUUGCAAAGCGACUUGCCGACGCGGCACCAGAUGUUAUCCGAACCGCUACUUCCUCGCCCAUUCCCAUGACCGUUGUUUCCGUCAUUGACUCGGACAAGCCACUGUAUGGGGAGGUCCUUGGCACUGAGGCUCAUAAAAUGAGGGCUGCGGAUGCUCAGCCAGACGUGGUAGUUAAGUGGAACGAGGAGGAGGAUAAGAUUGCAAGGAGGGUUAGGGGUGAGAGGGAGAGGAUUGAAAAGUUGAUGAUGGAUCCUGGGAGAGCGAGGAGCGUGAGCCCCGGGCAGGGACCGGGAAGUGUGGUUCCCGUGGUGAAGGGGAGGAUGGACUCAGUUUCUAAGAUUACAUUGCCGAUUGGGGAAGUGAAGGGGAAGAAGGAGGGAAAGGCAAAGGAUGUUAAUGGGGUUGAAAAAGAGGGGGAGGGGGGCGGUGUGGUUGAGGAACAGUCGUUAAGGAGUCGAUCAUCGUCUAUUUCUUCACGGAAGUGUGGGUCACCUGUACUUGAUGAAAGCCCGGGAAUCAGUGUUGACGCCCUUAUCGGGGUGGGAGUUGAGGAGGCAAAGGAAGUAGCUGCGGAAGAAGCGAAGGUAGAAGAGGUUAAGGAAGAAGCUAAGGGCCAAGUAAUAGCUGAUAUUAAUGGGGGAGAUAAUGGAGAGGCGGGAGAUGAGGAGGAGGGCCGAGUAGCAAGGAGAGAAGAGGAAACUACAACAGAGGAAAACGAAACAAGGGGAGAGGGGGCGGGCGACGGCGACAAUGGCUUUGGGGAUGAUGACUUUGACGAUUUCGGCGAAGUUGUAGAAGGUGGGGAUUUUGAUGAUUUUGGAGGGUUUGGUGAAGCAGAGGCCUUUGUGCCACCGCCCAUUGAGGCAUCUCCGCCACCACCCCCGCCUCCACAAAUUCCGAUUAUUCCUGUACCGGUACUCGAUCUCGAGAAGCUGGAUAAUGAGGACACUAUCCGCCGAGCUGCUGCGGAGGCCAUGGCAAUAAUGUUCCCGAUCGACAAGGAAAAGUACCAAAACAUCUCUCCAAUAUCGAUAGACGACAAUGCGUUCCUCACGGAACGAAGGUUUGUCUAUCAUUUCCCUUAAUCCUACCUCCGCUAAUCACAUCACAGUCUGUCGCUCUGGAAUCAACUCUCCGCACCUCCGCCAUUACAGCCACCUAAUUGGAAGAUAUCUCGGAUCCGCCGUCUCUUCCUUGUCUCCCUUGGUGUGCCCGUAGACCUGGACGAAAUCCUCCCUGCCGAGACCAAACAAAAGAAGCUAGUCCUACCAUCCGUCAACAUCGCACGCAAGUCAAUCGACGGGAGCGCCAGUCGUAGGAAUUCACGCUCGAGGUCACGGGUACGUCGAUCUACUUCCUCCAGUCGGAGGAAAAGUGGGGUCAUCGGGCCAGAAGCAUUAGAUGUACCAAGCGCUCGUAUCCUGUGCUCCACAAGCGACGUUGCGCUCCAAGGUCUCACAGCCCAGGAAUUGAAGGAGCACAUCAAGAAGCUGGAAUCAAUCACCAGUACCGCAAGCGAGGUACUUACCUACUGGCUCAAGAAGCGGGAAGGCGCUAUUAGUGAUAAAGAAACCUUCGAAACCGUCAUUGAGAGUUUGGUAGGGUACGCCCGUAAGAAGCGGCAGAAUGGUUGAUGGUCACAUCUAUGUACACACUUGCAAAUCCCUUCCACUAAUCCAGGAGGAAGAAAAAAAAGUGCGGCACGGUUGUUCCUUUAUUGCUUGCUCAGGGGACGAACUGCCGCAUGGAGUUGGGAGGAGGGCGAUUGAGGGUUUUUGCACUGGGGCGCUUGUUCUCCUUUCCCUUUUCGUCCUUCCUGAAUUAUUUUUCUUGUAAUAUUAGUGACUACUGAACGAGUACCGGUAGGAUUCGCAGCGAGUCACCACUGUUGUAUCCUAUAGAAAUAAUAUCGUUAUGGUUCGUUGAAUUUCGCUCCAGCAGGAGUUGGUUUUUUUUUUUUUUUUAAUUGCCCUUUUUUCAGCGCUCUAGGCAGUGAAAAUGUGUAUCGGGGUACAUGCCAUGAUCCCCAACGCUUCCUCAUCCGACGAACAUGAUGCUACCUACCGUACAGGACUAGACGCAUCCCAUUAUGUCAGUUAUGUGAAAGAUUGGCAUGGCCCAAGUUGCAAUGAUGGGGCGCUGCAGGUGUUAGUCGGAAAGAUGGCGGCAGGGGCGUUAUGGGUUGCGCCUCUCGACAAUCCCUAGUGUUUUGUGAUGAUGGAUUGACGAAUGAAUGGAUGGGUGAAUGAGUGCGGGCUUGCAGCCACUGUGGAUGGC
Molecule: messenger RNA, 2976 nt
Organism: Tuber aestivum (summer truffle)
Lineage: Eukaryota; Fungi; Ascomycota; Pezizomycetes; Pezizales; Tuberaceae
Source: the annotation of a GenBank genome assembly